AUGAUGGAUAUUCUAAGGGAUGGUCUUCAUGCGUUAAAUGAUGAUACUCAACGCCUCACUUCGGAAUCAUUUCACUACCAAAAUUCACUACAAUCGUUCUCUGAAGACAUACCGAAAUUAAAAAUCGCUAUUGAAGAAACUCAUGCAUCAAUAGAUGCUCAUAUAACCAAUCAACAAUUAAUGGAAGAAAGUCUGACUUCACUUCAACAACAUCUUGAUGAUCAAAAGAAUAUUUCCAAUGACGGUACACUUAUAUGGAAAAUUACGAAUGUUCGACAAAAAAUAGGUUUGUUUGAUAGAGAUUUUUUUCAAUAA
Rotaria sp. Silwood1 is the source of this 315-nucleotide messenger RNA. The record is from the annotation of a GenBank genome assembly. Lineage: Eukaryota; Metazoa; Rotifera; Eurotatoria; Philodinida; Philodinidae.